AUGGCGGGCCCAAGGAAGUGGCUCGCAAGUCGGGCCCAUCCCAACGCUGGGUACCCGACCAGAAUAACGACCAACCUCUGGUCGUUGGAUUUCGGCACACUGACUGGCCCGGAGACCAUGAACAUCAACAAGACAGUCACUUCUCACUGUGGCACCAACACCAUCAACGCCAUCAACGCCGAAGUCGACGUGUUGUCGAAGCGCCUUACCAUUUUUUUCCCGCUCCGGAUCAAAGUAACGGAGACGGACUUCACGACUCGAGAGUUCAAACUCUCGGCAGAUUUGAGUCUGAUCAAGACUGUUUCCCACGUUUUCAACGAAAAUGACCGAGAAUCACUUGUUCUUCGGUUCCCUCUCCCUCCCCAGUAUUUCUGGAAAACUCAUAACUUACCACCAAAUUCUCUUUUCACUCGCAACCCACCAGAUGUCUGGAGAAGAGCAACAGACAUUACUGAGGAUGAUACAGUCCCGAUGAAUUACCCAAUAUCCCUGAACAACACCAAAUCAGACCCAGCAUACUUGGAAGUUGGUCGUUGGACUGCCUUUCGCAUGACUCUUAAUACCACAAAUGACGCCACGAGGUGGGCUCUCGGGCACAUGAAACUGGCCUUGGAGGACCUCAAUAUCAGAAUCCAGGACAACAAUCAAGGAGAUGCACUGGCUCUUCUACAGCCUUCAAAGUUUCCGUUCGUCCACCUUGACUUUGAUGUCCGAUAUCAGCUCGAAGUAUGCGUCGGCCGUAGGGUGCUCAAUGAGCACACCAUCUCACUGGAAUUCCUCCAGAAACUGGCUAAACUGGAUCCCCUUGAUGCCAAGCGCAGGCUUGAGUUCCUCCUUGACCAAGGCGAAGUCAUGUAUGAUCCCAAAGAACUCUUCACAUGGUCAGCCGCCGCAUCAUACGUACCGAAUACAAGAAUCCCACACUACUGUGUGUUGGCACGAAAAGCUGCCAUCACCCCAACUACCAUCCUGUUGAGCUCUCCCAUCGUCGAGACUUCAAACAGAGUUCUCCGCUACUUUAAUCAUAUACAGGACCGCUUCUUAAGAGUACAGUUUGUUGAAGAGACAGAACUUGGCCGCAUAGCCAUGAGCUCUCGCAAUAAAGAAGACGUAUGGAAGAAGAUAUUCAGGACCUUGUACCAAGGCAUUCAAAUCGGUGAUCGUCGCUACGAAUUUCUGGCAUUCGGCAGUUCGCAACUCAGACAGUGCGGGGCGUACUUUUUCUGUCCGACAGAUCAUAUCUCAUGUGAUGAUAUUCGUCGGUGGAUGGGAGAAGUCGGCCACAUCAGAAUCGUCGCCAAGCAUGCUGCAAGGCUGGGCCAAUGUUUCUCUACUACAAGAGAGAUGAGGGGCCUUCCUGUCCCGGAUGUCCGACGUAUUCCUGACAUUGAAAGGAAUGGUUACUGUUUCACUGACGGGGUCGGUAUGAUAUCCGAAUUCAUGGCCCUGAUGAUCAUCGAAGAAAUGACCUUGGAUGUCUUCACCGAACCAUCGGCGUUUCAAUUUCGCAUGGGUGGAUGCAAAGGCGUUUUGGUAGUCUGGCCCCAGGCCAAGAAAGGAGAAGUCUACAUUCGUGAAUCUCAAGAGAAGUUCAGGGCCGACGUCAAGGGCCUAGAGAUUAUCAAAUGCGCCAAGUAUUCUUCCGCUACUCUCAAUCGACAGACAAUCACCAUUUUGGAGUGUCUCGGCGUAACCACACAGGCCUUCUUGGACGUCCUGGAGAAACAGAUUGGCCUCUACGAGGAAGCAAUCAAGGAUAACAACGUAGCAGUGGAUAUACUGACAAAAUGUGUUGACGAGAACCAAUCUACUCUAGUCUUAGCAGAGCUUCUGCAGGCCGGCUUCAAGACAGACACUGUCCAAGAACCGAAAAAGCCAGAAUUCCUAUCGAAAAAAGCGCCUUUGUCUUGGGCUGUGUUGAUGAGACAGGUGUCAGAUUCAAAAGUCUACGACAAGACCACUGUAAUCAAAGGAGUUUGCGUCGUUGGGCGAAAUCCAUCGCUGCACCCAGGCGAUAUCCGAGUAGUUGAGGCAGUCGACAUACCGGAGCUUCGCCAUCUCAGAGACAUUGUUGUUUUCCCUUCAACUGGAGAUCGACCAGUCCCCAACAUGCUCUCUGGAGGAGAUCUUGAUGGAGAUGACUUUUUCAUCAUUUGGGAGCCCACUCUGAUUCCCGACCAAUGGAAUCACCCAGCCAUGAACUAUUCCAGCCCCUCGCCUGAAAAACUUGACCGCGACGUGAAUGCCGACGAUUUACGAGAUUUCUUUGUCAAAUACAUGCAGAACGAUGUGCUCCCGCUCAUUGCAACGGCUCAUUUGGGACUCGCAGAUUUCGAGGGGCCCAAGUCGGAGAUUUGUCUACGUUUGGCGGAGCUUCAUUCACAGGCUGUCGACUAUCCAAAGACUGGCGAGCCCGCGGAAUGGAAUCCAGCUCAGCAUAAUCCACAGGAGUGGCCACAUUUCAUGGAGAAAAGGGUCUGCUACAAAUCGGAAAAGGCCCUGGGACAGAUCUAUAACAGGGUAAUCAAGCAGUCCAUUCAAUUUCGGCCGGACUGGGAAAACGCCUUUGAUCAGCGAAUCAUAAACAGGUUCCAGCUAGACAACGCUAUGCUCAAGGACGCCAGGAAGAUCAAGGUUCAAUAUGAUAUUUCAGUGCGGCGCAUCUUGCUGCAGUACAACUUGGCGACCGAAUUCGAAUUAUACACCUCUUGGGCCAUGUCAAAGCCCUCGAUCGGCAGCGAUUAUAAGCGACAGGAAGAGCUCGGAAAGGAGUUUGACGCAGUAAAGCAGAGAUUCCGCGACGCGUGCUAUGAAGCAGCCGGCGGCCACAACGAGGCCAAAAUUGACAGAUUUGUGGCAGCCAUGUACAAGGUCACAGAGGAGGAGAUUAAGAUUGCGCUGUUUGAGCAUCACCGUGGACCAACAAAUGAGGGCGGUGUAGUCGUUCCAGCUCGGAGGCUCGAGCCCAAGUCAAUGCCGUUCAUCAGCUUCCCUUGGAUUUUCCCCUGGGUUAUGAUUCGUAUUGCGUCUGAUGGUAAAUGCAAUCCCAAAAAAUCCAUUCUCGCCGCGGCUCAUCAGCGGGUGCCUGCCUCCUUGCCUCCUAUUACCCCAUUGGCUCAGGAGAACCGCCCUGAAGCCAAUAACGGUAGCAUUGGCCAAGUGCCCCAGAAUGGUGCUAUGAGCGAUGGUAAUGAGGAUACAUUGGCUCAAUUUGAAGAAAAUACGGCGGCAGUAUCAGCCUCCUUGACUGACUUUGGGGGGUUUGGCCAAUUUUAG
Molecule: messenger RNA, 3276 nt
Organism: Trichoderma breve
Lineage: Eukaryota; Fungi; Ascomycota; Sordariomycetes; Hypocreales; Hypocreaceae
Product: RNA dependent RNA polymerase domain-containing protein
Exons: 5
Coding region: 1-3276 (1091 amino acids)
Biological process (GO): siRNA processing
Cellular component (GO): nuclear RNA-directed RNA polymerase complex
Molecular function (GO): RNA-directed RNA polymerase activity
Source: RefSeq, a predicted model, not a curated record